Messenger RNA from Apis dorsata (giant honeybee), 3591 nucleotides. RefSeq lists its product as uncharacterized. NCBI's taxonomy places the organism in Eukaryota, Metazoa, Arthropoda, Insecta, Hymenoptera, Apidae. The transcript has 5 exons. The coding region runs from base 218 to 1870 and encodes 550 amino acids. The record is from RefSeq and is a predicted model, not a curated record.
GUUUGUACUAAUUUAUUUAUUACAAUUCAGUUUACUUAUAUUGGCAAUCCUGUGUUUGAUGACGUCAUUGUAAAGUUCCGAAAUUGAAAUCAAUAAACGGUGUGCAAUGUUGUGUGCACAUGAUAGUCGAAGCGAAAUGGUGAUUAUAUCAAAACAAUUUGGCAGAGCGCAUCGUUUUUAUUUGUUAAGUACGAGAGUGUAAAUAUUUUAUUAGAAGAUGGCCCGAAACACGAAGAAAAAAUUGGCGAUAUUCGCUGGAACAUCAAAAUGUUUAAUAUAUGCAGAAGCAAAGUAUUGUGCCUCUGAAAUGCCUGGAGAAAUAAAAUAUUACGAGUGUCCUAGAACCGAAUAUUGUUGCGGUAUUGGUUGUUGCGUAUCACCUGGAUUACAUUUUCAUCAUUUAUGGUAUUAUUGGAUAUUGGUUAUAAUUAUGUUCCUGGUAUGCUCCGGUGGUGGAUGGUGGUAUCGAUAUUGGUUACAAGGAAGAUAUAGAGCAGCUGCAUCUGCUAUUCCAACUAGAGUUUCCAAUUCGCGAGCUCAGAGUUCUCUUCGGGGUGGAACGAUGUGUCAAGGGCAGAGAGCUCGUAUAACGUAUAAUUCAGCAAGGAAUACCGUUUUGUUGCAUCGUAUGUGGAAAGGCCCACAAAGAAAUGGAGCGAUACCCACUUACACCAGCAACAACGCAACAACAUCGACUCAUUACCAGAACAUGAGCGUUAUGUUAAAUGAUGCGAAUUGUCCAUAUUAUCAAUUAUAUGGACCACCUCCAAGUUACGAAACCGUGAUGGCUCAAACACGUGGUAAAGUAUCUAAUCCGGCUUCGCCAGAAUCAACGAAUGCCCGAUCAUCAAGCGUUGCGCCAAACGCAACGAAUUCAAAUGUAUCCCAAUGUUUCUCAUAUACGUGCAACCUCUCUACAGGAUUGAAUAACACUUUGGAUCAAAAUACGCAAUACUCGAAUGGUGAUACGAGUUCUCGGCAACUUGAACGCCGAGAAGGUAUCCCGUUUGUGCAUUUUCCUCAAUAUUGCUCGGUCACAGACGGAACGAUUAGGCAAAACGUAUGUCUUCCUUUCGUCUAUCGAGAACAACAAUUCGUUCCUAGAGAUACCUUUAGCCAUAUAUAUCAAACUAGUUCCAUGAAUUGUGUUCCAUAUCCGUUAGACAAAUCAAAUACCUCGAAUGCAGAGAAUCAAAGUUAUCGAGUGACGAAUACCGAAAGGUAUACAAUGGUAGAAUGUACAGCAGGUAGUAGUAGAGAACAAGAAGUUUGGGAGUCGGAUGAUCGUUCAAUUUCCAAAGUGCACGAUAAUCAAAUAAAAAGGAAUGCGAAUGAAAGAAUGAAAGAAAAAAAUCUGGGAGAAGAAGAAGAACAUGAAUCGGCAAUAGGGACAAGUUUCUCUUCUCUCUUUAAAAUCGAAGGAAGUAGUUCGAAUGAUUCGAAGUCGAUCGAGAAUUGGUUGGAAAGUUUCGAUUCAGAAUUAACGAAUGAUCGUCGUAUUUAUGGUGGUUCUUUAAAAAUAACCGGCAGAUACGCUGAUAAAGAAAGAUUAGACAAAUAUUCCGUUCAAAGGGCUUUCUCGAAAAUUUUGCCCCAUUCUUGCGAUGGACUUAUUAAUACAGAGCCAGCGUCUAUCGAUAUAUCUCAUAACGUAAGUUCUUUAGAAGGAAGAGCUAACGUUAGUGCGAGUUCUUUUCAAUCAAAUCCAUCCAAUAAUGUGAUAUUAAAAUGUUUUGUUUCCGACAACGCGUCUUUGUCCGUGGAGAAUAUCCAAAAAUUUGAACAAUCUCUUUCUCGUCCCGUAAACACUAGUACAAAUUCUGAUCUUGAAAGUAAAUAUCGAUUAGACAGAUCUAAAUCACUGGACUGAUCACUCGUGAAAUACUCGUGAAAUACUUACAUUUGCUAUCGUAUUACGCAUAUAGUGCUUAUUCUUGUACUCGUUAUUAAUUCAUACGUAUUCGAUCACGUUAUUACCUUGAAAUCGAUCGUGUUAACGCGCUAAUAUAUAUUAUGAAUCGCGGUAAAACAUUCAAUUCAUAAAAUUCUUCUAUAAUCAAUCCAACGAAACGCACUAUUGUUUUCUGUUUUAAAAAUUGAUCUUUGAAUCUCUCUCUCUCUCUCUCUCUCUCUCUCUCUCGCUUCAUUUAUCUAAAUAUAUUAAAUAUAUUAUUUAUCUAUGAUGUAUAUAUAUAUAUAUCUAGAUAUCUACUUUAUCUAUUCAUAUCUUUCAAUUUCAAGGCAUGGAAUUUAAUUUCGUUAAAUUCUGGGAAAUGUAUUUAAAUAUUAUGUUUUAUUUGAUGUUGAGAUCGUUGAAGUCACGAAACUAAAAAAUCGCCAAUACGUCUAAUAUCAAUAUAGGAUAGGUAUAUGUGAUACCAUUCAGAUUCUCGUACAGAAGAUAAGAGACUGACGGGACCACAUUUAACACUAUUCGUUCAAUUUGUCUCGAUUAUUUAUCAAUUAUAUACAGAAGUAAUUUGUUAUCUAUCAACAGUCGUUACUACAACGUGACUCGAUCUCAUUUUUUUAUACAAUACGCGAUACUGCCAAAAAUCUUCGAUCCUGUUCACUUCGAUAAUCGCUUUAAGUUAUAAAGUUAAUCGAUUAAAAAGUGCAUGCUUGAUUAUCUCCUUUUUCCUUCCACUUACAAAUGAGCUCAACCAAUUCCAAUUACGCACAAAAGCGUCCCUCGACGCUGUAAUUAAUCGUCCUACAUAAACGAGUAUAACUCAUUAGCGCACCUUUUUCUAAUCUUGGCACGACAACUUUACAAGCUGUAUAACAGUUUCUUAUUCUAUAAUUAUUAGAUUAAACUUAUUAUAUAAACCGUUUCGUAUAUUGUAUUCUCGAGAAAGAUAUGAGAAUCGGAUCAAUGAAAUUGACGAUGUAUCGUAUAUUUUAUCGAACAAAGGGCACUGUACUUGAUUUUCAAUUCGAACAUUUAUUACGUGUUUGUGUGUUUUUCUAAUAUACACUUUAAUACAAUUUUGCGAUUGUUUAUGAAUUUUCGAUCGAUAUCUUGUCAAACGCAAGUCGAUGUACGUAAUCGUUAUUAAGUUAUUAAGAUAUGCAAGCAAGAAUUUCACGAUUAUUGUUAAUCUGUUAGAUGGUAAAACGGAAGAUAUACGCGUAUAUGCGUACGAGAGAAAAUGGUUUGUUGGCCGAUUGCCGAGAAGCUAAAAGAGUAUAUUCGAGGAUAUAGAAUGAUGAAGCAGGCAGCCGAUGAUACGAAACGCGAAAAAUCAAAAUUCAAGAAAAAAUAUUGAAUUUUAAUCCGUAUUUACAGAUAAACGCCUUUUUCCUUAAGUAAUUACUUACCGAUUAUUCUCUUUCUCUCAAGUUGCGUACUUGAAAUCGUGAUAUCGGUGAAAAAUGAAACGCACGAAUCAAUGUCACUGUCGAUGUUGUUAAAAGUAAGAAGGCAUGUCUAUUACCGCGAAACAGAUUUAUCCGACGGAAGCUGUGCGCGCCAGAGUUGCAGUUAUUUUCGCAGCAUGAGUGCAGUGGAGAGCAGAAAUCGACUUGACGUACCAUCGCGUUUUUAAAUUUUCGAUUACAAGUUUUUGAUUAUAACAGCGGUCCAAAAAA